AUGUGCGCCUCACCGUCCACAGCUCCCGGUUUCUUCAAUCCGCGUCCUCAAUCCGGUGCUGAGUUGUCCGCUUUCGACUUGGGCUUACCACGGUCUAUGGCUUUGGGUGUGCCACCACCAUCAGCAUGGCAUGAACCAAAUUUAGGUGGUCAUUUGCAUGCUUCGACCGGUCCUGGUUCGCUAGCGAGCACCACAGGUACUGGCAGUUCCGUUGGUACCGGCGGUGGUACAACUCCAUCAAGUGUGGCAAGUCAACAAUCUGCGGGCAUCAAACAGGAUCUUUCCAGUCUAACUGGAACGGGUCAAACAAAUCUAAACCAAAGUGGACAUCAUACAAUUAAAGAGGACUUAUCUAGCUUAUCUUCAGCGACGGCUGGUGGUCACACAACACAUCAUAGCGGCACAACGCAACAGAGUCAUGUUCAAGAUAUGGGUGUUAUGAUCAAAGGAGUGCAAACGUCAAGUUGCUUAGGCGGCGGAGGUGGUGGUAGUACUACGCCGAGCUCGCAAGCAAAUAGUUCACAUUCACAAAAUAGUAAUAGUGGUUCACAAAUAGAUUCUAAACAAAAUAUUGAAUGUGUUGUGUGCGGCGAUAAAAGUUCUGGAAAGCAUUACGGACAAUUUACAUGUGAAGAUAAAGAUUCUGGAACAAAAGCAAAAUUGCAGUUAAAAAUUUAG
Teleopsis dalmanni is the source of this 678-nucleotide messenger RNA. Its product is annotated as steroid receptor seven-up, isoforms B/C-like. The record is from RefSeq and is a predicted model, not a curated record. Gene Ontology annotation, molecular function: sequence-specific DNA binding; zinc ion binding; DNA-binding transcription factor activity. Gene Ontology annotation, biological process: regulation of DNA-templated transcription. Lineage: Eukaryota; Metazoa; Arthropoda; Insecta; Diptera; Diopsidae. The transcript is spliced from 2 exons. Bases 1 to 678 code for a protein of 225 amino acids.